UCUCUCUCUAAACAAACGACGACACAAAAGAGCGAUAAUAUCAACACCAUCUGUACAGAGAUGGCGACUGAGUGAUCAACACACGUCAUCAGAAAUCUUAACUGCAGUAGCGAUCGAUGGAGGCUAAGGAUGCGGAAACCAGCUCAGCCAAGAAGAGGAAGCAGGUCGAUGUUGCACAGUUGGUCAAGACCAAACUCGUUCAGCUCAACAAGAAGCGGAGACGUCUUGUUGUAACCGUAACCAAAUCACCAGAGGAAACACAGACUAUACAGUGUGCUAUAAAUGGUACUGUACGUGAAGCCAAGGAGGAUGAUGAUAACGCAGUUUGCGCCAGCCCUAAUAGCUCCGGCUCCGAUCACAUUAACGUCGACGAGACCUCUUUUUGCUCAAGUAACGGCUCGAGUGAGCUCGUGGAAGAUGGAAGCAACCCCAAUCUUGUAGAUCUGGAGGCUGACGAUGAUGAUGAGAGUGACGAAGUUGAAUCGCAGACGUAUAAUCCACUCAGAGAAAGCAGGAGACAGAUGGCGCCUUCAAGCAACCUUCAACCUCAACAAACGCCGACGGAACCUCGGCGAGGAGCCACGGCGGAGAAAAUCCCUACGGAAAUGGAGCUGGAAGAGUUCUUUACGGCGGCCGAGAAACACAUCCAAAGUAAAUUUUCAGAGAAAUAUAACUACGACGUUAGGAAGGACGAGCCGUUGGAAGGACGUUACGAAUGGACUCGGUUAAAGCCAUAAUUCGAUUCUCAUGCAUAUUGUAGCCUCUCUAUGUACAGCUAGCUAGCUAAAGCUCUUAAGGUUAUCAAGAAGGUCGAAGAAGCUGACGAGCUUUGUUCAGAGUACGACUGGUACGACACCGAGUUCCUGCUGCAGAAUUUGUAAGAAAGCAGAUAGAAGAGAACAAAGAGCUAGCUUAGGUUGAACAGCAAUGCUUCUAGAAAAACAAUUUCUCUUUGGUGUCUCUUUCUCUAUCUGUUACUGUUCUUCUCCCUCUUAGGUA
Molecule: messenger RNA, 999 nt
Organism: Argentina anserina (silverweed cinquefoil)
Lineage: Eukaryota; Viridiplantae; Streptophyta; Magnoliopsida; Rosales; Rosaceae
Product: cyclin-dependent kinase inhibitor 7
Exons: 4
Coding region: 117-737 (206 amino acids)
Biological process (GO): negative regulation of cyclin-dependent protein serine/threonine kinase activity
Cellular component (GO): nucleus
Molecular function (GO): cyclin-dependent protein serine/threonine kinase inhibitor activity
Source: RefSeq, a predicted model, not a curated record